Molecule: messenger RNA, 567 nt
Organism: Linum trigynum
Lineage: Eukaryota; Viridiplantae; Streptophyta; Magnoliopsida; Malpighiales; Linaceae
Source: the annotation of a GenBank genome assembly
AUGGCUCCCAUCAACUCUCAACUGCAUCAUACAGUCACUUUCAAUAACAAGGGUUCUCAUAACCCCGCACGCUAUGAGCGUUAUCUCAACCACUUUCGUCACCGCCCUCUCUAUCCAUCAUUCACUGUUCUUCCUUCCUCCUUCCAGAAAUAUGACCUGGAUAUCUCUGGGCUCAUCCAUAAUCUUGGGUGGGAUUCUCUUUUUGAGAAUCGGCGGUUCGGCCAAUGCCCUGAGGCAAUCAGGAUGUUUUACGCCAGUCUGAAGAGAGGUCCUGGUCCGAGUCCCUCAUCUUUUACCAUAGUAGUGUAUCAUCAUGAGAUACUGGUCACCCCUUCCUUGCUAGCUGAAAUCCUAGGGCUUCCCAGUCAAGGAUCCUCUGCUGCCACCAAUGAUGACUUUGCUGAGAUCCUAUUUUACUAUGGGUCUGCUUUGGAAACUCUUACCCUCGACAUCGAUCGUUAUUUCUCUAAUAGGCUUUCAUCAGGGAGGCUUGCAGAUCUGUUCAAAGUAAUGCACUUUUCAUCACUCGCAUCCUACUUCCUCGCAGUGUGUCGAGUACUGAAUUAG